Mya arenaria is the source of this 7415-nucleotide messenger RNA. RefSeq names its product F-box-like/WD repeat-containing protein TBL1X. NCBI's taxonomy places the organism in Eukaryota, Metazoa, Mollusca, Bivalvia, Myida, Myidae. The transcript has 15 exons. The record is from RefSeq and is a predicted model, not a curated record. Bases 328 to 1800 code for a protein of 490 amino acids. Gene Ontology annotation, cellular component: histone deacetylase complex. Gene Ontology annotation, molecular function: protein binding; transcription corepressor activity. Gene Ontology annotation, biological process: regulation of transcription by RNA polymerase II.
UCGUAAACCGGUGAGAAGGAAGGAGAAAUUUUGAAGAUAUUAUUUGUUUGAAUUUGGAUUAAAUAUAGAGUUUCUUGGUAGAAUUCUGCUUGUAUACGACUUAAGUUUGUUUCUUAUUGGAGACAACACCAUUGUCGUCUCUGACUAUCUAAUAUGUUUGUACUUUUUGACGGUCUAAAUUUUUGUCAUGGAUAUUCGUGACCUUUUUAUUAGUAGACAUUUUUUUCAAAGAAUUUAAGUGUUUUUGACAAUUCGUUUGGGAUAUUCAUCUCUUACAUUAAUGACAUAUGCUUUGAUGUUACUGGACUGUUCAACUAAACGAGAAUUAUGAGUUUUGGCAGCGAUGAAGUGAAUUUCCUGGUGUAUAGAUAUUUGCAGGAGUCUGGCUUUGUGCACUCGGCGUAUACAUUUGGUAUCGAGUCUCACAUCAGUCAGUCAAACAUCAAUGGUGCGCUGGUCCCACCAGCUGCACUAUUAAGCAUCAUUCAGAAGGGCCUGCAGUACACAGAGGCGGAGAUAAGUAUUGGAGAGGAUGGAACAGAACGGCCGAUCGAGUCUCUGUCAUUGAUUGAUGCUGUGUUGCCGGACACAGUAGAGCAGCGGAAGCAGGCCCAGACGAAGACCGCCCAGGUCAAGACAGAGCCAGCAAACACAAAUGGCGAGGAGACCACGACUACAACAGCCAAUCAUACUGGAGAGCGUAUGGAAGUUGAUGGAGGGGUGGAGAUACCGAGUAGCAAGGCCACGGUACUACGGGGGCACGAGUCGGAGGUGUUCAUUUGUGCAUGGAAUCCCGUCAAUGAUCUCCUGGCGUCUGGGUCUGGCGACUCAACAGCUCGUAUCUGGAAUAUGAACGAUACAACGGGAAGCGCGAACCAGCUCGUGUUGCGACACUGCAUUCAGAAGGGUGGCACGGAGGUUCCCAGCAAUAAAGACGUCACCUCCCUCGACUGGAAUUUUGACGGCACAUUUCUUGCUACGGGAUCAUAUGAUGGCUAUGCCAGGUUAUGGAGUACAGAUGGUCAGCUUAUAAAUACACUAGGUCAACACAAGGGUCCCAUAUUUGCAUUAAAGUGGAAUAAACGUGGAAACUUUAUACUUAGUGCUGGGGUAGAUAAGACCACUAUUAUAUGGGAUGCCAGUUCAGGCCGAUGUCAUCAACAGUUCUCAUUUCAUUCAGCUCCGGCCCUAGAUGUAGACUGGCAGACGAACGAGAGUUUUGCAUCGUGUUCCACGGAUCAGUGCAUCCAAGUCAACAGACUCGGCUGUGACCGACCUAUCAAAACAUUCCAGGGACAUACAAAUGAGGUGAAUGCCAUUAAAUGGGACCCUCAGGGAAAUCUACUAGCUUCCUGCUCCGAUGACAUGACAUUGAAGAUCUGGAGUAUGAAACAGGACACAUGUGUACAUGAUCUGCAGGCUCACAGCAAGGAAAUAUACACGAUUAAGUGGUCCCCCACUGGCGCAGGGACAGACAACCCUAACGCUCCACUAAUACUUGCUAGUGCGUCCUUUGACUCGACAGUGCGUCUAUGGGAGGUAGAACGUGGCACAUGUUUACACACGCUCACAAAGCACCAGGAGCCGGUAUAUAGUGUCGCUUUUUCACCUGACGGAAAGUACCUGGCUAGCGGGUCCUUCGACAAGUGUGUUCAUAUAUGGAAUGUCAGCUCAGGUGCGUUGGUGCACAGUUACCGAGGGACUGGCGGAAUAUUUGAAGUCUGCUGGAACCAUCGAGGGGACAAAGUAGGGGCCAGUGCCUCGGACGGCUCGGUUUUUGUGCUGGAUCUAAGAAAAUGAAUUGUUUCUUCCAAGAUGGUGAAUGUUUGUGAACAUCCUAGAAAAACGGAUUGUAAGAAUAGUGUCGGUCGUGAAUGUGCCACUGUGUCACGCUUAUACUUUGAAAAAAAUAUAAGCGAAUGGAAAUGGUGGAUGAGUCAAGAAAAACUCCCGUCUGUGUAAGAUCUCUGGAUUUAUUGUGCCACAUUUAUGAAAUGGAUUAUGAAUUUUGUGAAAUGGUAUCAGUGAGGAAAAUGUUAAGUUUCCAUGUUAGUGUACCAUUUCUUCAAGAAUGUUGAAAUCUCGUCAGAAACUCCCGGAGGACAUACCAAGAACAGUUGUGUACAGCAUUAGGGUUUAGCAAGGCAGUUGUGUGCUUUUAAUCUGGUUGGCUUUAAUGAUGUAUUACUGUAAUAUUGUUGUAAUAUGACUAACAGUACUGUUGCUUGGGAGAAUGAGUAAGUUAACAUGGAUUUAACAAUGCAGCAACAUCAGUUUAAUGUUAAUGUGACAGCAACAUCAAAGUCAGCAUGAUUACAGAAACAUCAAUAUUACAUUUAAGUAUCAUCAGUUUUAUGUUAUAAUAAAUGCAAAGUCGAUAGUUACAUGCUAAUAGCACCAGCAAUAUAACAUUGCAGUAAAAUCAGUUCAAUGCAUUUAUAACAGCAAUAUCAAGUUCAACAUGAUGGCAAAGACAUCAAUAUAACUUGCAGUAACAUCCUUUCAAUGUUGCCAUGACCGCAGCGUUGAUGUCAACAUGAUGAUAGCAACAUCAAUACAACAUGAUGACAUUGCGGUAACAUCAGUUCAAUGUUAUAAAGACUGCAACAUCAAUGUAAUGGUGACUGCAACAUCCAUGUAACAUUAUGACAGUGUACUAACAUCAGUUUAAUGUUAUAAAGACUGCAACAUCAAUGUUAUGGUGACUGCAACAUCAAUGUAACAUUAUGACAUAUUACUAACAUCAGUUUAAUGUUAUAAAGAUGUUAUAAGGACAGCAACAUCAAUGUCUCGGUGACUGCGACAUCCAUAUAAGAUUGCAUUAACAUGAAUGCCUACAUUUGCAGCAACAUCAAUAGUAACAUAAGAAUUGUCAUUAAGCACCCAAAAUCGAAGACACCAUUCAGCAAAUUUAAAGAGGACAUAGUCUGGCAGUGGAUGCAACAUCAGUGAUUUGUUGAAUUUGUCCAUUGCCGGUGUUGUUACAGAUUUAUUAAGAGGAAACAAAGCUUAUUGGUGCGGUAUAGAAGUCCUUUGAUAAAUAUUUAUACGAAUUUGAACUUAUAUAUGACACUAUUGUUUUGAGGAGUUAAAGUUAAAGCAUAGUUCUUUCAAGUGUUGUGUAUAUAGAUAAAUGUAUGUGGCUGUAUUUUCAUGCUUGUACCAAAUAAGAAGACUAGGGCAGUAUGUCUGAGGGAUGAAUGAAAUUCCACGGCUUUUUAUAUCUGCUGAGGCUAAAUUUUUUUAAAAUCUUAAUUGUUAUGGGGCCUAACAAAAAAUACAAUUGGUUCGGGUUACCCGACCCUACCUACAGAAUAGGCGCCGACCCUACCAUUUUUAUAGUCAGUUUGAAAAAAAAAAAUGAAAAACUUAAUUUUUUUUUAAUUUUUUUUGCUUUUCAAUAUGUUGUUUAAAACCUUAAAUGCUUAUAUAGAAGAGAACUUUAACACCAAUCUCCAAUGAUGAAAAUGACAUUCUAAUAUAAAGCCUAAUAAAAAAAAAAAAUAAAAAAAAAAAAAAAAAAAAAAAGAAGCCUACCUACCCUACCUAUUUUUGAAAAGGAUGUAACCCUAACCAAACAAUUAUUUUUUUUUAGGCCUGGGUUAAAACCCUUUAAACUUUUAAGGUUAACUCUAUCUGAUCCUGAUUUCACAAAACAGAAUUAAGUUUGUUAUUGGAAAUAAUUUUGGUAACUUCAUGUCACAGACGUGAACAAGUUUUAAAAGUAAGAUAUUGAGAAGUAGUUGUAAACACAAAAAAUAUUUGGAACAAAAAAUAGUUGGAUUGACUUACUUGAUAUCAUAACUGAUCAGAGAUGCAGCUAUAACAGAUUUUUUGAGGUUGUUUAAAGGCAUCUGCUGUUAUUCCUACAUUUUUGUGGUGGUUAAGACCAUUUGCAAUUUCUUUUACUAUAUUAUAGACUUAUUUUCAUAUUAAGGCCAACAAAAACAAAAUGGUUUGGUUAGGGUGACAUCCUUUUCCAAAGUUUGUAGGAUAGUUAGGCGCCUUGUUUGUUGUUUUAAUUCACUUUAUAUAAAAACGUAAUUGUCAUUAUUGGAGGUGAUAACCUGAUCUUCUGUAUAAAGCUUCAAAGGUUUUAAACUACCGGUACAUAUUAAAACAAACUUUUUUUACCAUCUGACUAUAAAAACUAGGGUCAGCGCCUAUUUCGUAGGAUGGGUCAGGUAACCUGAACCAAAUGUAUUUUUUAGGCCUAAACAGUGGACAAUUUAGCACAAGCAUGCGCUUGUGGAAUGUUAGCUUGAAUUGCUCAAAAUGUGACUUUUAUGAAAACAGGGCUAAUUGUUGUUUUUUAUAGAAAACUAGUAUAAAAAGUUGGGCUUGUGAUUUUUCCAAAAUGUAACUUUUAAUGACCCCUGAUUUGGUGCAAUAGUUUUUGUUACCAAAAACAAUAACAUGUACUGCUGUAAAAUUCAACAAACACUAAGCCAAUUAUUCAGAACUUAUCAAAGUUAACAACCGGAUUAAUAACAUCUUUGUUAUCUUUUAAAUGUAAAUUAUAUGUUCAUAUAUACAGUGAAACUGCGUUCCCUCAAACAAGCCGUCGUUCGAGAACCGGCGUUCCCUCGAGGUCGGAGCUUGGUCCCGAACUUUUUUCCUUCUAUUUUCAUAUAAAAUAUACCCACGCUGCAUCGAAACCUAAUUAUGUCGAGCAGUCGAGCAAUAUCCUCGGUCCCAAGUACACAAAUCGUGCACAAAACCUUAUGGCUCCCUCGAGGACAUAAUUUCACACUUUUUCCCGAACGCGUGUUCCAAAAUAAAUAAACAAUUGCUAGGUGUUAACAUUUUCGCAAGUUGUAAAAAUUGCAAUGACAGUUGAAAGGCAAUUUGAUAAGGUGUGAAAAACCGUUUUUCACUGUUAACGCAUGACCGAUAUUUGUUGAUAUGGGCAUUUGAGAUGAUAAUUAGGAGAAGUUACGAGAAGUUAACGCUUUAGAUGUGGUCAGAAGGUUCUUUGAAUUCACUGCCGAUGCUGACCGUGAUCUUCAGACGCUCUGUACGCUGUCACGUCACAUUACGAUUGAACAGUUUCGCGAAACCGACAAGAUGCGACAAUCAACAAUCCUUGAUUUUGCGAAACUUAAAUCUGACUAAUGCCACAAUGUGUACUGUCAUUCAAAUGUUGCUUGUUACGAAAAUGUGCUUUUUUGUUAAAAUAAACAUUUCUAUUUAUUCAUUUAUUGUUUUUUCUUUUGCGUUUUACAUUUAGUUUACGUCAACCUUUGAACAUAUUAGCGAUUUCCACAACGAAACACAUAAUCGGUGUCUUAGUAAACAGUCUGUUUGACGACUUCAAACUUAAAAUACACUGAAAGAUAUUUCAGAUCAAACUGGAAAAAUUGAAAAUCGGGUCGUUCGAAACAUCGGUUCCCUCGAGGUUUUGGCUCGGUCCCUGGCGACCUCGAGCGAUCGCAGUUUUACUGUAUUUAAAUAAAUAGGUACAGCUGUAACAGUUGUCUCAAAUCUUGAUAAAAAAAAUGCAGAUCCUAAGCAUUAACAUUAUACUUCUAGAGCAGAACAGAAUUGAAAGUUAACAACGAUGAUGUUAACAAUGUUAUUAGCUUUAACAAAGUCUUCAACAAUCAGCCUUAAUUAGUGAUGGAUGUGUGCAAAUUGAUUAUUUAUAUCAACCAACGAAAACAAUUCUUUAUUAAGUUAUAAUUCUUGACACUUGUAGUUUAAUAUAUUUUUAGUAAAGCUUUAAAUACAAAAACUGAUGUUGAAAAAAAGAAUUGGUAGACUUAUUUUAUAUAAUUAUUAAAUAUUCGUACGGGUUAGUGUUUUCUUUAUUUGCAAUUUAUCAAUGUUAAAAGCUGUAAAAAUUGAACCCUUCAUACUUAAAAGUGUGGCACAUUUAUUUGCCUGGAAUCCAGGCCUGAAAGUGAAAAACAAGUGCUUUUUCCAUUUGUUUGCAAAUGAGUGUUUAAAGGCAGCUAAAUUUCAGCUCAUCUGCUUUCUGAUGAAAAUAAAGUCGAGGUAUUGUCGUUGUCAUGGUGUUGUUGUCAGCUAGGGUUUUGGGAAUGUGAAGGUUAAUUUUGGUCAUAGCUCAUAAAACUGUUUAAGAUAUUAAAAUGAAACUUGGUACAUAUGUUGCCAAAUAUAUGUUGCAUAUGUAUAGCAGUGUCAAGGCCCAUAACUCUUGACUUAAGAAUUGUCAGAUUAUACCCCUUAUUUCACAUUAUGAAACAAUUAAACAGAUGGUCGUUGGCAUUCCCUCUGCGAAAUCUUGUUUUCUUGUUUUAGGCUGUAUUAUAAUGCCUUUGCUUUAUCACUAUAUAGUAUUAUCUAUAUAUAAUAAGCAGUUGUAAUUAAAUGUUGGGAAGUCACAGUCAUAGGGAAAAAAUCAUGAGAAUUGUAAUUUCUGACGGUCCAUAUUUCACAGCUGCUUCCUAAUGUUUCAGCCAAGAAAUAAAAAAAAAUAUACCAGUUAUAAGGACCUGUUUUUAAUACAGGUAGAAGUAGUAUUGGAAAUGAAUAAAAAAUAAUUGACUUCUUAUUUUAAAAAUAUUUUUUUUGGUAAUAAGUUUCAAUUGUUAUUUCAACACCACUGACUGACCAUAAAUGACCGGUACCAUGUGUUUUAAAGGAACACAACUCUAUGUUAGGUGUUGUAUCAGUGACUGAUUUACAACAGCUAAAAAAUGUCAUUAAAGGGACACAACUCUAUGUAAGGUGUUGUAUCAGUGACCGAUUAAAGCUGCACUCUCACAGAUAUACCAUUUUUACAACUUUUUUAUUUUUUGACUUGGAAAGUGCAAUUUUUUGCGUGAAUAUCUGCAAACCAAUGAUAUUAGAUUGCUGACAAAAAAUCAGAACGUAGAUUUUCUUAUUUCCGUUCGAAAACUAGUGUUUUAUGGCUUAAACCGUUACUAACGGUUUAAGAAAAAUGCAUUAAACAUUGAAUUUUGAACUUAAUUAUAAAAAUCUUCGAUCUAAUAUUUUGUAAGCCGUCUUAUUUAACUGGUUUCCAGGGAUUUUCGCAAAAAUUUGCUCCUUUUAAGACAACAAAUAAAAAAGUUGUCAAAACGUUUAAUAUGUGAGAGUGCAGCUUUAACAGCAGCUGAAAAAAGUCAUUAAAUGGGCACAAUAUAAGUUGACACAUUAUCAUGUUUAACACAUUCAACUUAAAUGAUAAAAAAAACAAAAAAAACAUGAAAUCAUUUCUGUAAAAUGAGUUAAACAUAUAAUGUAUUAAAAUCAAAAAAAAUAUUUAGGCAUUUACCUUUAAAAGCUCCAUCAAGGAUUUUUCUUCAUCAUUUUGUCAUUGUUAGUGGUUAUUAUUUCAUGUUUGUUGAUAAUGUGAAUGCUAUCAGGCGUUUGUUCCGCUCUGGAACAUGUCAUCUGAUUAUAUUGUCUGCUAGCAAAAACUGAAUAAAACAGUCUACAGAACAGUG